Molecule: messenger RNA, 2048 nt
Organism: Penaeus chinensis
Lineage: Eukaryota; Metazoa; Arthropoda; Malacostraca; Decapoda; Penaeidae
Gene: Uxs
Product: UDP-glucuronic acid decarboxylase 1-like
Exons: 7
Coding region: 1-1257 (418 amino acids)
Biological process (GO): D-xylose metabolic process
Cellular component (GO): cytoplasm
Molecular function (GO): NAD+ binding; UDP-glucuronate decarboxylase activity
Source: RefSeq, a predicted model, not a curated record
AUGAGGCGCUGGUUUACGUCCAUCACCGUCGUUGCUUUCACACUCGCAGAGUCACAGUCAGUCACAGUCACAGUCAGUCACAGUCAGUCACAGUCAGUCACAGUCAGUCACACAGUCAGCCACAGUCAGUCACAGUCACUGUCAGUCACAGUUAUAGUCACAAUCAGUCACAGUUAUAGUCACAGUCAGUUACAGUCACAGUCAGUCACACACAGUCAGGCACAGUCAAUCAGUCACAGUCAAUCACAGUCACAGUCAAUCACAGUCACAGUCAAUCACAGUCACAGUCAAUCACAGUCACAGUCAAUCACAGUCACAGUCAAUCUCAGUCACAGUCAAUCACAGUCACAGUCAAUCACAGUCACAGUCAAUCACAGUCACAGUCAAUCACAGUCACAGUCAAUCACAGUCACAGUCAAUCACAGUCACAGUCAAUCACAGUCACAGUCAGUCAGUCACAGUCAGUCACAGUCACAGUCAGUCACAACAAGUUUUAAAGUAUCAAAUAGGAACUCAACUGUGUUUGAUUUUACAGGCCUUGCCAAACGUGUUGGUGCGAGGGUGUUGAUUGCCAGCACCUCUGAAGUGUAUGGAGACCCAGAAGUGCAUCCUCAGACAGAGAAUUACUGGGGCCAUGUCAAUCCUAUAGGACCACGGGCAUGUUAUGAUGAAGCUAAGAGAGUAUCAGAAACUUUAGCAUAUUCAUAUGAAAAGCAAGAGAAGAUUGAGGUGAGAGUGGCACGUAUAUUCAACACCUAUGGUCCUCGGAUGCAUAUGAAUGAUGGCAGAGUUGUGUCCAAUUUCAUUCUUCAGGCUCUCACUGGCCAGGAUAUUACAGUUUAUGGACAUGGGCAACAAACAAGGUCAUUCCAGUAUGUCAGUGAUCUUGUUGAUGGCUUAAUUAAACUCCAGAGUUCUAACUACUCCCAGCCAGUUAAUCUUGGGAACCCUGAUGAACAUACUAUUGAAGAAUUUGCCACUAUCAUUCAUAAGAUGGUCGGCGGGAAGAGUAAGAUAAUUCACAAGGAUGCUGUUGAAGAUGAUCCCCAGCGACGAAAGCCUGACAUCACACGUGCAAACCACAUCCUUGGCUGGCAACCUGUGGUACCACUUGAGAAAGGCAUUGAAAAGACUGUAGAAUAUUUCCGUAAAGAGCUGAUGAGAUCUAGACACUCUGAGCGAAAUUUGCACUAUCCUCUAAUGGAAAGCUUUGGUGUGAAUGAGCAUCAACGGGCAGAGGAUUAUACUGAUCUGUAAGACAAUUAUAUUCAGAUUGAUUGGGAGAGGAGCAUGCAUUUUAAUGAGAAAGAGAAAAUAGUUAUUAUGAUCAGGAAUCAUUUGUAUAAACAUUUAGCAUUAAGUGCUGAUGUAACAAAAAAAGUUAUAACCUGAAAUGGAAAGAACUACAGCAAGUAAGCUUUGAAAUGAUUUUAAACAUCGUUAAGAUACAGCUUUAGAAAGUAGAGACUCAAACAAGUAAUGAAUGCAUUACUGAAUUAUAUGUUGUUUUUCAUGUUGUAUAAGGAAAACUGUAUUUGGUCAUUUUCAUGUUAUACAGAAAUAUAAGAGAGAGUAAAUGAGAGGAGGUAACCAUUUUAUAUGUAUAUUUUAAAAUCUUAUGUUUUAAAGUACUUACCUGUAUUGUUAAAAUUGCUUGAAGUCAUAACCUAUUGCAUUUAUAACCAAGCAGAUUUCUUGGUAUAGAAAUAGUUUACUGUGAUUUAUUACUGCCCCUAUUGGGUGGGUAUUGUUAUGAAAAUUGUUCCAUAUUGAGAUCUUAACUAGAGGUUGAUAUCCUCUCUCUUGAUACUGUAAUGUGCUUGCCUAUGAAAUAUUUGUAAGCCGGAAUAAUGGACUUGAAGGGGAAAGAGAACGAGACUCAGCAGUAUGUGCAGGUUAUGUGAGACGGAAGUUAGGGAUGUUAUAUAAAGUAUUUCUUCUAUUUGAAUAUAUUUUUUGUUGUUAUUAUUAAUGCUAUAUUAUUAUUAUUAUUAUCAUUAUUAUUAUUAUUAUUAUCAUUAUUAUUAUCAUUAUUAUUAUCAUUAUUA